GAAAAAAACAUAUUUCUCUUUUUUUUUUUUAGGGUGAUCUCCGUCAUAGUAAGAAAUAAAAAAAUAAGAUUGUGUCUGAUUAGAACGUAUUCGAUAGAAUUUAGUUAGAGAGGAGGGUGAAGUUUAGAGCCCUGAUAAAGAUCACAUUAAGUGUCAUCAAUAUGAUAAAAUUAUUUUCAUUGAAACAACAAAAGAAAGAUGGAGAAACUGCAUCAGAAAGGGGAAAAAGAGCGUCUGCCGCGCAGUUGAGAAUACAGAAAGAUAUUAAUGAAUUAAAUCUACCCAGAACAUGUCAGGUGGAGUUUCCAGACCCAGAUGAUCUUCUCAAUUUUAAAGUCAUUAUCUCCCCAGAUGAGGAAUUUUACAGAGGUGGCCGAUUUGUUUUUAGCUUUAAAGUAGGUCAAGGCUAUCCUCAUGAUCCUCCUAAAGUAAAAUGUGAAACAAUGGUCUAUCAUCCAAACAUUGAUCUUGAAGGCAACGUGUGUUUGAAUAUUCUCAGGGAAGAUUGGAAGCCUGUUCUCACAAUCAAUUCAAUAGUUUAUGGUUUACAGUAUUUGUUUUUGGAACCCAAUCCAGAAGAUCCUUUAAACAAAGAGGCGGCAGAGGUUCUUCAAACAAAUAGAAGACUCUUUGAACAGAAUGUAGCCAAAUCAAUGCGAGGAGGGCAUAUAGGCACUGUCUACUUUGACCGAUGUCUCAUAUGAUGGCUUUGAAGUUAAAAUUCUAUUUGAUUAACUAGUGUUUUUCUUUUUUAAAAUACAAAUUUGAAAGAAAUGACAUUGAAGAAAAAUGGUUUCAUUUAUUUAGCUGAGACCAACAGUCUAAAGAAAUCUUUUUCCUAAAUGUGCAUCAUUUAUGUAUAAUUAAAAAACUACAUGUCAGUGAGUUUGGAACCAAAGGGAGUGUACUGUAGGUGAUACAAGCAAUUUGGCUGAAACAUUUAGCCGUGUUUCCUUAAGAGUAAGACAUUUUUUUUUUGGUGUGGAGAAAUUUGAAUAUUUUUUUUGUUCUGUAAUAACACGUCUAUAUAUUUUCUUGUAGCUGUUCCAUUCUACUUCAGCAUAAUUACUAUCUCUAAGUGCAACAGCAUGCAACCAAACUUCUUUAGAGUUAGGGGAGUCAUGGUUGAAACUAUCACUUCAUUCCCAGCUAAAUCUAAAGCAUGUAGUACCCAGAUCAUCAUUUACGUAUGAUGUAAAAUUGUUUUGAUUUGAUUGUAAAUAUUUAAAUGCAUUAAUAUAUAAAAUUGAAGAGUCCUUUUCCUAGCUAGAUACAAAAUUAAGAACAUUGCUUGCUUAUACAUAACUAUUUGAGUUUGGCUUUAUGUGAAAUCAUAUAUUCAAAUGUCAGAAUCCUAUGUCCAAAUGUCAGGAUUCAUUGUAAUCAAAUCACUUCUAUGUUUGUUCCUUCUUGUUCCACUAUCCAAGAAUAACUGGUAACUUGUGUUUGAAAACUAUUCCUCAGUAAUAAUAUUAUAAUUUUAGAAUUGCAGAUUUGAGUCGUGAAUGUUUUUUUUUUUUUUUUCUGCAAUGGUGUUUAUGGCCUUAUGUCUGCCAUGUUUAACAACACAGUCAACAAUUUCUGACUGCUUCAACUGUAACAUUGUCUAUGCUGUAGCUACAUGGACCAAAAUAUAUAUUUAUGACUGGCCAGAUGACUGAUAAUGUCUUAAGAGUUUUAAUUUUUUUUUUUAAAGAAUUUAUUGCUUUUGGCUGGAAAAGGGAUGCAUCUUUUGGAUAUUUUAUUUGUUCUCUGUGUGGUGAGUUUUUAACCAAAAUAGUUCUUUUUGUCCAAUCUUCACAUGAAAUUCCACACUUUUUUUUUUCGUUUUAUUAAAGAGCUUCAGUGGACACAAUUUAAUUUAAGACAUUAGGUCUUGAAUAAAUUAAAAUAAAUAUAACUUCAUGUAAGCAACCUGUGUGUGAGGGAAUGAACAUUAUUCCCCCCCCCCCCCCCCAAACCUAAUAAAAAAAAAAAAACUUUCGUUGCUCCUCUCCAAAAACUCAAGUCAAUAAAAAAUUUCUUUCUUUUAUUAUGAAGUUUUUUAAUUACCUGUCCCUGUUUCUUGAUAGUUUUAUUUUAUUUCAAUUGUUUUAGAACCGAUAUAUUCAAACAUUGUAAACUAUUUCUUUCUUAUAGAGUAUCCUAUCCACCCAAACUGUAAAUCUUCAAUAGUUUAGAAUGCCAGUGUCAUUAAUAAAUAUUGGAGUGCCUUGUAAAUACAUUUCUUGUGCUCAAUGAUCAGAAAGCAAUGGUUAUUUUUGGACGAGCUUAUGACUUCUACUGGCAUGGGUUGUUGAUAUGGUGGGUUUUGAACAAAAUGGGCCAAACAUCAUUUAAAAACAAAAUACUAAUGAAAGAUGGUAUAAUUUCUAUUAGAUACAAUUACAAGGAAAAUGGUAUCAGAAUUCAGGGUGUUUUUUUUUUUUUUUUUUCAGGAUUUUUGUGUAAAUAUCUGAUAGUUUGUAAUCUCUUUUUCAUAGGGAUCACCUCUAAAAUUCAGUCAUUAAUUAAAAAUCAAAGGGGAAAUAAUGUCUUUAAUAGAGGUAUCAUUAGGGGAGUAGCACAUUGCAUCUUUAUCUCCCUUCUUUGCCCUAGUUGAAGAGAAAUUUUUUUACUUAAGAAAUUGUUGGCCUAAGGUCAUUGUCAAGUUAAGUUUCACACUAUGGUUUUAGUGAUUCCCUAACUUUCGUUUUGGUGAUAACAAGUGUAAAAACAUUUGACCUUAUAUUUUAGAUUUACAUAUAUUUCCGAUUAUGGAAGCGUUACCUGAUUAUGGUUCCUGAGUUUAAAAAUGCAUGUCAUAAAUAAAUCUAAAAAAAAAAGACUUUUGAAAUAAUUCCUGCCAAGAUUUAAAAAAAAUAAAAAAUUCGAUAGAUACCAGUGCAACUAUUUAUAGAUAUUCUUUGUUGUAAAUCAAUCCAACUAAAAGCAAUGUAGGAAUAAUGUCAUACAAUUUUGUUAUUAGCUAGAAAUAAAGUUGGCGUCCUAAUGUACCAAUCUGUAGGACAUUAUCUUACACAUUUCUUUUCAGGUUGUUGCAUGUAGACUUUAGGUUACUAAAUGCUGCACUCUUGGUAAACUCUGUCUUGAAGGGUGUCAGCUGUGUCUACAUCAGUAACUCAGGACUUGAGUGGAGCUUUUGUUUUAGCAUUCAAUGUUUCUUAAUUCUCAGUUACCGUUAUUCCAUUACAUCAUUGCUUUCAGUCAAAUGGUCGUUUGAUAUAUCUUGUGCUUGGUUUGAAAAUAUUCUUGGUUUAAAUUAAACUCACUUAAUAAUAACUUAA
This is a messenger RNA of Biomphalaria glabrata, 3287 nucleotides long. RefSeq names its product NEDD8-conjugating enzyme Ubc12-like. The transcript has 5 exons. The coding region runs from base 162 to 704 and encodes 180 amino acids. The record is from RefSeq and is a predicted model, not a curated record. NCBI's taxonomy places the organism in Eukaryota, Metazoa, Mollusca, Gastropoda, Planorbidae.